Messenger RNA from Oikopleura dioica, 1077 nucleotides. NCBI's taxonomy places the organism in Eukaryota, Metazoa, Chordata, Appendicularia, Copelata, Oikopleuridae. The record is from the annotation of a GenBank genome assembly.
AUGAAUUCCCAUAUUGUCCUCCCGGACAUGAUGAUGAUUCCAACAGAAACUCGAGUUCGAGGGCUUGCUCUUUACGAUCCUGAGCAAAUGGAGACUCACGUGACCAUGAGUACCCCCCACAACCCGACAAUACGUUCUAGAUCUAGAUCUCCAAGACCUGGUUCACGAAAAUCAUCCGUCGCAUCUAGAACUCAGUCACGUGGCCGUUCACCUGUUGCAGCCCGUCGCCUUUCACCACAAAUCAAUGCUGAUCGCCUUCUUACUCCUGAUUUGCUCAGCACUCCUGGAUCGAGACGGGCAAAAUCCCCUCUUGGCCGAAAACUCGAAACAGAAGGCAGUUUUUAUGGAAAGCAGCAAAUGACCCGAAAUGACCACAGCUUUCUUUCAACCAGCAGCUUUGCGCCAUCCUCCGGAAGCGACGAAGAAAUAGCCGAAGAAGUCGAUCCGAAGAAUGAGCUCAAGGAAUUGCAAGAAAGACAGAAGAAAAAGAAGAUGAUCAAAAAAGAAGCGCAACAAGAGUUGGUCGCGAUUAAAAGAAUCAACAGUCGAUCGAGUCUGAACAAGAGCCAGGAAGACAUCAGUGCCGCAGUUAAUGAGAUCAACCUUCAAAUUGCGGCAAUGGACAAUGUUUUUGGUGCUACAACAUCAGAUUCAUUCAAGAUCGAGAACUUCGGCGCAGGAAAAAAUAAAAGCCCAAAAUAUGUUAUCAAACUCCCGAAGCAAAAGAUGGGAGGCCUUCUCGACCAGCCAAUUCCACCGAUGAUGAAGUCCAACUCGUACGCUGAAGUUGAUCUUCCAGAUUGCUUGGUCAAAGUGAAGGGUUUUUCGCCAAUUCGAAUUAACAAAUACGGAGAAAAGCACUUUGACAUGCAUUUGGAAACAACAGAUAAGCGAGAUCGAAGUCAUAAACGAGAAAAAUCAAUUGGCGUCAAGUUGAGCGUGGACAAAAUUCAAAACAUGACAAAUGCCCUGCAAAACAUCAGCAAUCCUCGAAUCUCCACCGUCACCUUCUCCCUCCAUACGCCUCCCCAACUCUGGCGAGAAAUCAUCCAAAACUUCGGAAAAUUUGCAAAAUGA